UAGAGCGUGGUCAUUGAUUCCAGAGUGAGCAGUCUCCUCUCCUUUCCGCUCUGUUAGGGUUGCAGAGAGACACUGGGAAGGAGAGAUUAGAAUAGGAGAGUCUCCGCUGAUUCUGUUUGUUUGAAGGCAUUCCCCCCCUCUCUCUCUCUCUCUCUCUCUCUCUCUCUCUCUCUCUCUCUCUCUCUCUUUCUUUCUUUGUUGUCUCUCUCUCUUUUCUCUCUGUCUCUGUCUCUCUCUCUCUCUCUCUCUCUCUCUCUCUCUCUGUCUCCCUGUCUCCCUCAGUCUGGUACCCUGUUCAAGAGUGAAUACCACAGACUAAGACAUAGGACCAUGACUGGGGAACUGAGGCCAAGUCGCCCAAAGGCAGGAACCAAGAGAGCCAGCAGUGAGGCCUUCGGAUCUGACUAUGACCUGGAGUAUGACAGCUAUCCAGAUUACCUCUACAACAGGGUGUUUGACUACCAGCGUGUCCCAGCCUCCAUGAUGCCAGCCCCAGUGGAGCCCAGCCCUAUAAAACACUCCCGUGGCCCCUCUUCCUCCUCCGGCCUGCACCGCUCCAGAGACAGACCACAGGGCAAGAGGAGUGCCCAGCGCACCGGCUCUUCCAGCAACAGGGCUAAGUUGAAGAUGGCAGAGCUGUUGGCCAUAAAGAGGGAGUUGACUCUGAUCAAGGUGCAGAUUGAUGGACUGCUGGACAGUGUGGAAAAGAUGGACAGACGAAGAAAAGACCACUCAGAUUCACCUCUGACCGGGGAGGGCAGUGUGUCGGACUCAGUGAGCAGUCUGGACGACUCCCCUGUCAGCCUUCACCACAGACAGAGAGCGAGCCCAGAGCCUGGAGAGGCCAACAAUGAUUACCACCAGCACCACCACAGGAUAAAUAACCAUCAUUCUGAUCUGGAAGAUAGCAUGUGAGGAGAUCUGGUAUACAUGGCUAAUAAAGACUCAAUGAACCCAAUGACAGCAGCACAGCGACAUGGAGAGGGAUUCAAGUGAAGGGAGGAAUGAUCAUCUCUGAUCACAGUCAACAUGGACAGAACCCUCAAAUACACUGUACCUUACAAAGUUAGAUCUUCAUGAAUCUUUUCUUUUGAUGAGUAAGAAAAAGUUCCCUGGUUACUCUCAGUUCCUUUCCCACAGUCAGCUUCUGUCCACCUUCUUGUCUCCAGCUCCCCUUUGCAACAGGUUCCUACAGACUUAUGGACUCAACAAAAUAUGGCAGCUUUUUAACAAAUGUGUAGUCUCUUGAAGAAGGGGACUGACAACUUAUAUGCUCCACACAGACAGACACACUCACGUUUAUACAACUACAGUUGAAGUCGGAAGUUUACAUACACUUAGGUUGGAGUCAUUAAAACUCAUUUUUUAACCACUUCACAAAUGUCUUGUCAACAAACUAUAGUU
Molecule: messenger RNA, 1404 nt
Organism: Salmo salar (Atlantic salmon)
Lineage: Eukaryota; Metazoa; Chordata; Actinopteri; Salmoniformes; Salmonidae
Product: RNA-binding Raly-like protein
Cellular component (GO): nucleus
Molecular function (GO): RNA binding
Source: RefSeq, a predicted model, not a curated record